Nycticebus coucang (slow loris) is the source of this 444-nucleotide messenger RNA. RefSeq names its product gastrin (gene GAST). NCBI's taxonomy places the organism in Eukaryota, Metazoa, Chordata, Mammalia, Primates, Lorisidae. Gene Ontology annotation, cellular component: extracellular region. Bases 46 to 366 code for a protein of 106 amino acids. The transcript is spliced from 3 exons. Gene Ontology annotation, molecular function: hormone activity. The record is from RefSeq and is a predicted model, not a curated record.
AGCGCCAAGCCACUGCUAUCUCUACAUCCCAGCUCUGCAGACAAGAUGCAACGACUGUGUAUGUACACACUGGUCUUUGCACUGGCUCUGGCCACCUUCUCUGAAGCUUCUUGGAAGCCCCACUCCCAGUUGCCAGGUGUGCCCUCAGGUCCAGUGGCCAACAGAGACCUGGAGCAACAGCAGCACUGGCUGGACCAGAUGAAUGCAGCCUCUCACCACCGAAGGCAGCUGGGGCCCCAGGGCCCCCCACACCUUGUGGCAGACCUGUCCAAGAAGCAGGGGCCAUGGCUGGAGGAAGAAGAGGAAGCUUAUGGAUGGAUGGACUUCGGCCGCCGCAGUGCCGAGGAAGGGAACCAACAUCCCUAAAACCGAACUUCAGAGCCCAGCCACCUCUCACCCACCCCAGCCCUGUCCAGUGAAAAUCAAAGAAAAAUAAACUAGUUU